This is a messenger RNA of Dovyalis caffra, 1035 nucleotides long. Lineage: Eukaryota; Viridiplantae; Streptophyta; Magnoliopsida; Malpighiales; Salicaceae. The record is from the annotation of a GenBank genome assembly.
AUGGCUGGUAGCAAUGAAGUCAACCUCAAUGAAUCCAAGAGGGUUGUUCCGCUAAACACAUGGGUCCUCAUUUCCAAUUUCAAGCUUGCAUAUAAUCUUCUUCGCCGCCCGGAUGGGACCUUCAACCGUGAAUUGGCAGAAUUCCUUGAACGAAAAGUCCAAGCUAACGCCAUCCCAGUAGACGGAGUUCUCUCUUUUGACCAUGUUGAUCGCACCACAGGCCUGCUUAACCGGGUUUACCAACCUGCCCCUAAAAAUGAGGCUCAAUGGGGCAUCAUGGAGCUUGAAAAGCCCUUGAGCACUACUGAGGUUGUUCCAGUCAUAAUCUUCUUCCAUGGUGGAAGUUUUACUCAUUCCUCUGCUAACAGUGCUAUCUAUGACACCUUCUGUCGCCGCCUUGUCAGCGCUUGCAAGGCUGUUGUGGUGUCCGUCAAUUAUCGUCGAUCACCUGAGUAUCGAUACCCUUGUGCGUAUGAUGAUGGUUGGACAGCCCUCAAGUGGGUUAAAUCUAGAACUUGGCUUCAAAGUGGAAAGGAUUCAAAGGUUCAUGUCUAUUUGGCCGGCGAUAGUUCAGGUGGUAAUAUAGCUCACCAUGUUGCCGUGAGGGCAGCGGAAGAAGAAAUCGAGGUGUUGGGGAAUAUUCUUCUCCACCCAAUGUUCGGUGGACAACUGAGAACAGAAUCAGAGAAAAUAUUAGAUGGCAAGUACUUCGUUACAAUUCAAGACCGCGACUGGUAUUGGAGAGCAUAUCUACCGGAAGGAGAAGAUAGGGACCAUCCAGCAUGUAAUAUAUUUGGUCCAAGGGGCAAAAGUCUUAAAGAACUGGAGUUCCCUAAAAGUCUAGUUGUUGUGGCUGGUUUCGAUCUUGUUCAAGAUUGGCAAUUGGCUUAUGUUGAAGGACUCCGGGGAUCUGGUCAUGAAGUGAAACUUCUCUAUCUAAAACAGGCCACUAUAGGGUUCUACUUCUUGCCAAAUAAUGAACACUUCUAUUGUCUCAUGGAGGAGAUAAAAAAGUUCGUGAAUUCUAACUGUUAA